Messenger RNA from Trichoderma reesei QM6a, 2820 nucleotides. RefSeq lists its product as uncharacterized. Gene Ontology annotation, molecular function: ATP hydrolysis activity; DNA binding; ATP binding. NCBI's taxonomy places the organism in Eukaryota, Fungi, Ascomycota, Sordariomycetes, Hypocreales, Hypocreaceae. The transcript has 3 exons. Gene Ontology annotation, cellular component: nucleus. The record is from RefSeq and is a predicted model, not a curated record. The annotation marks the transcript as partial.
CCUCCGCCAAAGCGCGCCAAACCGCACGAUGUUCAAUAUCCCACACAGAAGCCUCGCAUCCGUGGGCCGUUUGUCGACUCGGACUCCGAGUCAGAUGUCGAGAAUCAUCCGAGGGGGAGAUCAACCGCAGCUGUCGACCUCGACGAAACGCAGACGUCAACCACUGAGGGCACCCAGACAAUCACACCAAUUACUCCCCAUUGGGGCAGACUCAACCCUCUACUGACCACGCCCAUCUUCGGCAGCCGCUCAAAGACCACUUACAAGCUCAAGACAUGCGGAGGCAAGGAAAUUACCAUCAAGCAGCGCCAGGAGACCGUUGCUCAGUCCUACGAGUCCAUGGUGGCGGCGAGGUCAAAGACCAAGGAAGGGCGGGCAAAGCGAGACUACUAUGGCGUCGACAUCCACAACCUCAUAAACGCAGCGACGAGCGAAAUGGCUGCUGCAAACCGGCAGCCCCCAUCAUCCCCAGACACCAACCAAGCCGUUCGAUCCAUGGAGGCCACAUCGAUAUCAGACAAGAAGCCCAAGAAGACUAUGCUGUGGACCGAGAAAUACCGUGCACGGAACUUUAUGGACUUGUGCGGAGAUGACGGCACAAACAGACUCGUGCUCCGCUGGCUGAAGAGGUGGGAUCCGCUGGUGUUUCCAGGAACGGCCAAAGCAAAGCCCAAGGCGGCGAGGCGCAACGGCGCUCAUCCCCAGCCGGAAGAAGAGAAGCCUCAUCGCAAGAUCCUGAUGCUGACGGGGCCGCCUGGCCUGGGAAAGACGACGCUGGCUCACGUCUGCGCCAAACAGGCGGGCUACGAGGUGAUUGAAGUCAACGCCAGCGACGACCGCAGCCGCGACGUUGUCAAGAACCGGAUCCGCACCAGUCUCGGAACAGAAAGCGUCAAGAAUGUGAGCAAUCUGAAGGCGGCAAACGGGCCGCAGAAGGUUGCCAAGCCUGCCUGCGUGGUGGUGGACGAGGUCGACGGCGUGGUGACGGGCUCUGGAGCUUCGGGGGAGGGCGGCUUCAUCAAGGCCCUGAUUGACCUGGUGCUCAUCGACCAAAAGAACUCUUCAGGGGUAGAAAAGUCGUAUGAUGGCAUUAAGAAGAAGAAGGGAGACGACUUUCGCCUGAUGCGGCCGUUGAUUCUGAUAUGCAAUGACGUCUACCAUCCUUCGCUGAGGCCCCUGAGGCAGUCGAAUCUGGCCGAGAUCAUCCACGUUGGUCGACCGACUCUGGACACUGUAGUUGGCCGAUUGAAGACGGUGUUUGAAAAGGAGGGCAUCCCUUGCGACAAGGACGCAGCACGCAAGCUGUGCGAGACGGCAUGGGGCAUGGCCAGCGGCAUCGACGCCAAACGGGGACAGGAAAGCACCGUGCAGGGCGAUCUCCGCGGCGUCAUGGUGGUGGGCGAAUGGGCGGCCUCCCGCUUCAGGGCUUCGGGUCGGAGCGACACGCAGCGUCUCACCAGAGAAUGGAUCGAGAAGAAUAUCCUGCAGGAGCUUGCCAGCGGCGCGGCGGGCGCUCGGGGACUCGGACGAGGCAGCGUCAAGGACAUCAUCUCCCGGCUAUUCCAAGAGGGAGGCGGCUUCCCCAAGCAAGCGCUCAACCUCUCCCGGUCCAAGACGCAUCACGAGCAGCCCAAGACGGAGCUGGGCUUUGGCGAGCACCAGAAGAAGUACGCCAUGGAGUGUCUCCGGCAGAUGGUGGACGCCAGCGGCGAAAUCAGUCACAUUGUGACGGAGAUUUUCGCAGAGUACCCGAACCGCGAGUUCAACGACGACUCGUACCUGUCGAAGCCGAACCAGGCGUACGACUGGCUGUACUUUCACGACGCCUGCCAGUCGCGGCUGUACGCGAGCCAGGAAUGGGAGCUCGCGCCGUAUCUCUCGCAGCCCGUGCUCGCCUGCCACCACCUGUUUGCCUCGCCCAUCAGACACUUUGCCGGCGGCAUGUCGUCAGCGAACAACCAGCAGCGUCCCGGCCUCGCGGGCGAGGAAGAGGCCGCCGGCCCUACGAUUCCCUUUUCCGGCCCGCGCGCCGACUUCCAGGCCUACGAAGCCGAGAAGCAGACCCGCGCGCAGCUGCAGACGCUGCAGGGCCAGCUGAGCCCGACGAUGAUGCGGCUGUUCCGCAGCGCAGAGGACGUGUCCACCGAGUUCCUGCCGUAUCUCGCGCGCAUGCUGUCGCCGGACGUGAAGCCCGUUGUCGUGGGUGGAAGCCAGGGGACGACGGCGAGCGUGCGCAAGGAGAGCGAGCGGCGAAUGGUCAAGAGGGCGUCGGAGGUGCUCGCCGAGGUGGGCAUCACGCUGCAGAAGGGCAAGAUUGAGAGCGAUGUGCUGUCUAGUCGCGGGCCGCAGUUUGUCUACCGCAUGGAGCCAGACAUUGAUUCCCUGGCCACGUACGAGACAGCGUCUUCCAUUCUCACGUCCCAGCCACCAGCCCGCUACGCGAUCCGCCAGGUCCUCGACCAGGAACUCCGCCGCACGCUGGCCCUCCGCGAGACAAACGCCCGUCAGGCGCGGUUCCAAGCCGGUCGCUCCCUGGGCGAAGGCGAGCAAGCGCAGCAACCCCUAUCUUCACUGGGCCAGAAGAAGAAGAAGAAGGAUGACGACAGCAGCAGCAUGGCCGUUGUAGAGGACGGCUUGGUGGUGAAGAAGGACUUUUUCGGGAGAAUCAUUGAGGCGCAGCCGCUGGCGGACGUCAAGGGGGGACUGAUGGAGAAGAAGGCGGCGGCUGGACAGGAGAAAGUGUGGGUUACGUUUCAUGAAGGGUUGAAUAAUGCCGUGAGGAAGCCGAUGACGCUGCGGGAGUUUCUGAGUGGUCUCUGA